UUUUAUUAACUUUAAAGACCGUCCAGUGAUUUUACGCUAUACUAGGGGUUUCUUUCCUUGUCCUAUCAUCAUAUUAAUUUCAAUUAAAAUAGGAUGAAAGAAACUGAAUCGUAAACAAUCGUGCAACUUCGUAUUUCUUAACAUUCUUACAUAAAAUUACACAAUAUAAUAUUCUUAACAUUUAAUAAUUAUUGUUUUUCUUUAUAUUUUCUCCAACUUUUCACUAAAAUGGCAAGUACAAAGUUACGAGAAGCAGCUUUAAAAUCGCCCAAACAGCUGUACAAAUUUUUGCUGCGAGAAUGUGAAAAAUUACCAAAAGAAGCACAAGGAUUUUAUAGACAUUCGGUUAAGCAGAGUUUUAAACAGCAUUUAAUCGAACCAGAUGAGGAGCGUAUUCAGCAAAUUAUGAAAAAGGCAGUACAAGAUGCAGAAUGGAUUGUUAAAAAGUACUCAAAGCAGGAAGAAACAAGUAAACAAACAGACUAACAUGUAUAUAAAGAUAGUAUUCACAUUGUAGAUGCAUUCUAUAAAUUAUCCUCUAAAGAAAGGAUUUGCAAUUGUAUCAUGUAAAAUAUGGAUUUCAAAACCAUAAUACGUGAUCAAAGUGGAAUUAA
Messenger RNA from Bombus huntii, 614 nucleotides. RefSeq names its product LYR motif-containing protein 9-like. NCBI's taxonomy places the organism in Eukaryota, Metazoa, Arthropoda, Insecta, Hymenoptera, Apidae. The transcript is spliced from 3 exons. The record is from RefSeq and is a predicted model, not a curated record. Bases 229 to 486 code for a protein of 85 amino acids.